AUGUCGCAGGAAUGCACUACGUUUCUAAUUGAUUAUUCUGCCUCUAUGGAAGAGCAUCUUCAAAAGUUCGAGGCUUAUUUGGAGUAUUCACUGUUUGAAAAGUGCCAAAAAGCUAGAAAGACCGAUUACACGCAGGUCGUGUUGGCCAACUGCUCAAUGGAGAAAAACAGCAGUGAUGUUAGGAAUAUGUUUGAAGUGUAUCCGCCUACUGCGCCUUUAGAUCUGCGGUCGUUGGUUAAGAUAUGCGAGAGGUUAAGGACUCUUAGAGAAUUGGAUCUGCUGGAGAAUGAUAGGAGUUAUAUGCUAGAAGCGUUGCUUGCUGUUGGUGUCCAGAUAAACGAAAAGUUUAAGAAAAAGAAGGUAUUGAAGCAGUUAGUUGCGGUGACAGAUGAUUUGGAUGGGCUGGAUAUAGAUGACGAUGAGUUGGAAGUGAUACAAGCAAACCUUGAUCUACGGCUGAUCUUGGUGUAUUGUGGUGGUAAGCAGUUCCCGGAUGAUUUUCAUAAGACCAAAUGGGGGAAACUUGUAUCUCUGCAUGAGGGCUCCAUGAAAUUUACACUUGGAGAGAUGCUUCAUACGAUUGAACAAGUCAACCAUCGCCCUAUAAAGCCUGUAAGGGUCUUCCAAGGACAGCUGAGGCUGGGUGCCGAUUUCAAAAACCUUGAGUCUUGUCAGGAUGAUCCAUAUUGCAUGUGUAUCAAUGUGGAAGGAUAUCCGGCUACAAAAGCUGUAACGUCGCUCAGCAGAAAACAAGUGCAGAAGACCGAGGAUGGGUCUUACAUACCGUUAAAGUCUGUUGUCGAGUACGAGAUACAUGAACCCAGUGAGAAAGAGGAUCAGGAAUACGAAGCUAUUACUGUGUCGAAGGAUCAUAUUGUCAAGGCAUUCCGCUAUGGAGCUGAUUAUAUCUCGUUACCUGACGUGCUUGCAUCUGAAAGAAUCUACCAGACCACUCCAGGGUUGGAUAUUCGUGGAUUCAUCGAUCUUUUUAAUGUUCCAAGACAAUAUCUAUGCGGUGAAUCGGUCUAUAUCAUUGCAGAUACGAGAGAGGGUUCUGAAGCUGAUUUUAUGGCAUUUUCAGCUCUAGUUGAUGCAAUGAUAACAUCUAAAAAGCUGGCAAUUGCUAGAUAUGUCCAGAAAAAUAACAGUGAAGUGCAGAUGGUCGUGCUGUGCCCGUUGCUGGUAGGUUCAAACUUGAAAAAACGCACUUCGGAUAAUCCAGAGGCGGAACCAAAACGUGCUUUAGUGCUAUGCAGAUUGCCCUUUGCUGAAGACGAGCGUGCUUGCGACUUUUUACCCUUCACAAACAAAUAUCCUAAAGAUGAGGACAUGGAUGCUAAAAUGGACCAAUUGGUAGACUUAAUGGAUAUGGAUUCAGACGCUACUGAGCAUCACAGUGAAACCAGCUGGUGUUCUAACAGCUCAAUACAGCCUUUUACUUCCUUCAUGAAAGAUAGUUCACUACCACUGCCGUCUGACCCUAAUCUGCAGGAAGUCUCGGAUCCGAUCUGUAUCCCUGCAAUUGCAAUUCAUCGCCAAAAGCAGGUUCUUCUAGAUUAUUUCCACCAAAGGUUCAUCCUUGGACAGGAAAAUGCCUUUUCAAUUGGCAAUAUGGCAGACUCUCUAAUGGAGCAGAUCGCUCCACGUGCCCCUAAAGCCACUGCUGACCUGGCAAGUCAACUGAAACUGGGCUUGGGCGUCAAGCUCGCUGAGAAGGUGGAAUACCCAAACCAAUUUGCCCCAACAGAUGAAAUCUUCGACGACGAUAAUGACAUUGACACAAAUAUUCCUUCCCUCGAGAAACUCCUUUCCAUUGGGAAAUCCAUGCGACCUUGA
This is a messenger RNA of Eremothecium cymbalariae DBVPG#7215, 1836 nucleotides long. RefSeq names its product ATP-dependent DNA helicase YKU80 (gene YKU80). The transcript has a single exon. Gene Ontology annotation, molecular function: damaged DNA binding; double-stranded DNA binding; telomeric repeat DNA binding. Gene Ontology annotation, biological process: cellular response to gamma radiation; telomere maintenance; DNA recombination. Gene Ontology annotation, cellular component: Ku70:Ku80 complex; nucleus. NCBI's taxonomy places the organism in Eukaryota, Fungi, Ascomycota, Saccharomycetes, Saccharomycetales, Saccharomycetaceae. The coding region runs from base 1 to 1836 and encodes 611 amino acids. The record is from RefSeq and is a predicted model, not a curated record.